This is a messenger RNA of Rubroshorea leprosula, 1442 nucleotides long. Lineage: Eukaryota; Viridiplantae; Streptophyta; Magnoliopsida; Malvales; Dipterocarpaceae. The record is from the annotation of a GenBank genome assembly.
GCUCUUCUUCUCUCCCUUUCCGGCUUUCCCUUUCUUUUUCUCUCAUUUUUUUUCUCGGCAAGCAGACGAAACCCAUUUAUUGCACGGACUUCGCCGAGAAGUUCGCUGUCAGAUCGAUUUCAACUUCAACAACUCCGUAUCAUAAUUCUAAGUGAAGUUUGCUGUUUCGCAAAAUAAUGCAAGACAUCCAUUCCAUCGAUGCUGGUGGUCGGAUAUUCAGCGGCGGGGGAGCGGACCGUCGGAUUCGGCCACACAACCACCAGAACCACCAGGCACUCAAGUGCCCCCGCUGUGACUCGCUCAACACUAAAUUCUGCUACUACAACAACUACAACCUCUCACAGCCGCGCCACUUCUGCAAGAACUGUCGUCGUUACUGGACAAAAGGCGGCGUGCUCCGGAACGUCCCUGUAGGCGGUGGCUGCCGUAAGGCAAAGCGAGCGAAGACGAAGGCCUCGUCGGAAACGGCGACGGAAACGCCUUCGCAACAGCAGCGUGAUCAGCGGAAAUCGAAUUCUCAUUCAAGCAGCGAGAGCUCAAGUCUCACCGCUGCCAAUUCCAACGUUGCAGCGACGAAUGGUGCUAUUAGUUCUGCUGGCGGCACUGCGGAGGCUGUAUCAGCACAAUCUUCACACACAAAUUUGUUAACCACAACGGAUUCUAAGUUUUACGUCCAUGGAAACCCUAAUCCCAGCUUCGAGUCAGGCCUGCUGGAACAAGGAUCGGAUUGCGGUAUAUUUUCCGAUAUUGGAACUUUUACAAGCUUGAUUACAUCGUCGUCAAAUGAACCACUGUCGUUUGGAUUCGGAACAACACUGAAUCAACAUGUUCUAGCUCCUGACCAGGAACAUCAGUGGCAUAGUCAGAAUCAGCUGAAGACGAUCAUGGCUGGGGAGGAAAUCACGGCCGGGGGUUUGCUUGAUCAGACGGUGCAGGUUGAGCUAUCGGCUUUACAGAGCAGAUCCAAUGGUGGAGAAUUAGGACCGCUAGAUUGGCCGGGAAAUGGAGAUCAAGGACUAUUUGAUCUUCCUAACACCGUCGAUCAUACAUACUGGAGUCAGAGUCAGUGGACCGAUCAGGACCAUUCUAGCCUCUACCUCCCGUAAAUUUCUCUCUUUCUUUUCUUUUCUUUUUUUUUUUUUUUUUUUUUUUUUCUAUUAACUACCAAUUUCAGAUUUUUCUACUUAACAAAAAUGAAAAUUAAACCUCUCAGAAAAAAAUUAAAAAAAAAUGAAAAUCAAACAAAGCCUCAAGGCUGGAGCUAGAGAAAUUGAGAGAGUUCUAUCGAUAUAUGAAUUUAUAUGACUUGUUCUUGUAUGUAAAUUUUUUAAUAUUGUUCUUAUUUUGGUUUGAUUGAUUCUCAUGUUCUUUGGACUAAUUUCGUGUUAAUUAGUAUUUUUUUUUUCAAAAUUGGGAUUGAAAAAUAAAGAAGUUAUAGUGUU